AUGCGGCUCCGCCCGUACUCGGACUGUCGGUCCCGUCAGGCACCGCGCGGGGUCAUCCCGAGGUCGGUGGGGUUUGCAACGCGGCGUCGGCGGUUUAGUCUCCUAGGUCUGAGCAGGUGCAGGGUUCCAGGGCAGGAUGUACACGCUGCUUUCGGGGCUGUACAAGUACAUGUUCCAGAAGGAUGAAUACUGCAUCCUGAUCCUGGGCCUGGACAAUGCUGGGAAGACAACCUUCUUGGAACAAUCAAAAACACGGUUUAACAAGAACUACAAGGGGAUGAGUCUAUCCAAAAUCACUACUACCGUGGGUCUAAACAUUGGCACUGUGGACGUGGGGAAGGCUCGUCUCAUGUUCUGGGACUUAGGUGGGCAAGAAGAGCUACAGUCUUUGUGGGACAAGUACUAUGCAGAGUGCCAUGGCGUCAUCUAUGUCAUUGACUCCACGGAUGAGGAGAGACUGUCAGAAUCCAAAGAGGCAUUUGAGUCUGCAGUCACAAACAGGACACAGGGUGCAAGGCACCACCUCUCCUGCUUUCCUCAGAGAAGGUGGUUUCGAGUGAAGCACUGGACGGUGUCCCCAUCCUGGUGUUGGCCAACAAGCAGGAUGUGGAGACCUGCCUCUCCAUUCCUGACAUCAAGACUGCAUUCAGUGACUGUACCUGCAAGAUUGGCCGGCGAGACUGUCUGACCCAGGCCUGCUCUGCUCUCACAGGAAAAGGAGUUCGAGAGGGCAUCGAAUGGAUGGUGAAGUGUGUCGUUCGGAAUGUUCACCGGCCACCACGGCAGAGGGACAUCACAUAAGCACUGCCAACUUCAAAGUCUUGGAACUGUUCAUCCCCUGGUGUUGGAAGAGUGCUCCCUGCUGGCUCUGUGCCACUGAUGCUGGGGUUGAGCUGGCUUUGUUUGUUCAUUCUUUUAUUUGCUUUAUGUUUUCUCUAAGACAAACUUUUCUGUGUCUGGAAAAGUGUAGGUAUCCAGAGACAAACGUGGGGCAUGCAGGCCAUCCAGCUCUUUAUGCCCUACCCCUUAUUCCGCCCUGUCCCAGAUCUGGGACCCUCUCAAACUAGUGAGGAGGGGGAGGGGUAAGACCACCCCUAGGCUUGCCUGUUAGCCCAUUCUAAAGUGGAACUUGAGGGCAUCCUACUUGAAAUGGGGGUCUAUCUGUGCCAGCUGCUUGUCCAGCUUGCCCAUGGAGGUGGGAAAGGUCAGGACUAAUCUCGCUUGGAGAAAGACGUAGCCCACAUCCCAGAGGCCAGCAUGGUCCCUAGUUGUUUUGAGUUGGGUGUGUGUGAGACGGGAUUUCUCUGUAACCCAUGUUAACCUUCGCCUCCUUCCCUGUACCUGUGGGAAUUAUAGGUGUGGGGCAUUACAAUCAGCUUUCCACUAGGUUUUGACCUAAUCUCAGGACAGGGUUCAGUAGACCUGCCUGGGAAGUCUGACUUCUCUUACUAACCUAUUCUCACUCUGCUUUUAUCUCCAAAGGAGAAAGCUGAUAUAGAAAUGCUUGGAGGUCAAAUCUUGCUGAAUAUACAUUUCAGUACACCCACACUCAGGUUAUGUGGUAUCCUGAGGUCACAGCUUUCACCAGGUUAUUAGGUGUUGCUGUAGCUACUGCAGGUGUGCUGGGUCCCUACAGGGUCCAGGUCAGUGAAAUGCUGGGUUUGCAUCUCUAGAUGGGUGUGAGGUGUGGGUUCCUGGGGGCCAUGCCCACUAGACCCACUGGGUUAAAUUCUUUCUCAUGUGGCCAGGAUAAGGUUGUAAAAUAAAGACAGCCUAAGUGGU
Messenger RNA from Peromyscus californicus insignis, 1782 nucleotides. RefSeq names its product ADP ribosylation factor related protein 1 (gene Arfrp1). The transcript is spliced from 8 exons. The record is from RefSeq and is a predicted model, not a curated record. Bases 137 to 688 code for a protein of 183 amino acids. Gene Ontology annotation, biological process: Golgi to plasma membrane protein transport; protein localization to organelle; intracellular protein transport. Gene Ontology annotation, molecular function: GTP binding; GTPase activity. Lineage: Eukaryota; Metazoa; Chordata; Mammalia; Rodentia; Cricetidae. Gene Ontology annotation, cellular component: Golgi apparatus.